Molecule: messenger RNA, 1731 nt
Organism: Diversispora eburnea
Lineage: Eukaryota; Fungi; Glomeromycota; Glomeromycetes; Diversisporales; Diversisporaceae
Source: the annotation of a GenBank genome assembly
AUGAAUUGUAUUAUAGUAUCUCCAUGUAUUGAAUGUAUUGGAUGUGUUGGACAUCGUGGAUAUCCCGAAAAAAAUCCAGAGAAUACAAUAUUAUCUCUUCAAAGUGCUUUACUUUUAGGUGUUGAUGGACUUGAAUCAGAUGUUCGUUUAACAAAAGAUGGAGAAAUAAUCAUGAUGCAUGAUCUAGAUUUAGAUAGAACCACUAAUGGAACUGGAUUAAAUGUUACUUUGGCUCGAACAAUAUUCUUUGAUAAUGUAGAAAGUUAUAGUUUUGAUUACACUGUUAUACUUCAAGAUAAUACCGGAUUCACUAAACAAAUAAAAACAAAAGGUAGAAAAUUAUUUGUUUGGAUAGUUGACGAAGAGAAAGAUAUCGAAAUUUCAAUGUUAUUUGGAGCCGAUGCUAUAUUAUCAAAUGAUCCAACGAAAUGUAUUAAGAGAUUUUGUGAAUCCGAAAAUAUGGAUGUAGAUUACGACUGUUUUCGCGAUCAUUCAAAUGCAUUAAUUAAUUUAGCAUCAUCGCAAAAUGAAGGUGGUUCUAUUCUUGAUAAAUACAAGCCUUUAAAAAAAUUUGGAACACGCGAGUCAACACAUAUUGUUAAAGAUGGUCGAAUAGAAAAAAAAAAAGAACGUUAUCGGUUAUAUGGAGUAGCUGGACAAAGUUUGCAUCAGACUGUUUCAGAGACGUUAUUCAAACUAAGAAUUCAGGGAGGAAAUGAUAUUAAAACAUCGCCACAUUGGAGUAGUAUACCAGGUGUAAAUACUUCGGAUCGACUAAGGUUAGCGUCGACGUUACCAGUAUCAAAAUUCGAGUUUAAUUAUAAACCAAAUCUUGAAAGAUCUGAAAGGUAUGGAAUAUCAAUUGAGAAAAAUGCUCAAGAAGGAAAAGGAAGAAAUGAAAACGCGAUGGAUAUUGAUGACGAAUAUAAUGAAUGGAUUGAAUGGAUUAAAUGGUUUAAAUGGUUUACGGUCAAAAGGUACGGACCAAAAGAAGAAAUUUCGGUUUGUUUCUUGAGAUCUUGUAUAACACUCCUUGAUAGAAUUGAACAAGAACGAGAAAGUGAAAUCACGAGGGUGAAACUUCUCUUGAACCCGGAUGGUGAAAAAUUAAAACCAUCCACCGUAAUUAUUGAGAAGUUCAAUAUUGCCAUCAAAGUAUCAGACAUCAUGACAUUAUCUUGCGGAGCCUGGCUUAAUGAUGAGCGAUUUCCACCAAUUUAUAUUGUAAAUACAUUCUUCUAUCCGACAUUGAUGAAUUACAAUGAUGGAGUUGACAGAGUUGCUCGUUGGUUUUUGAAACCUAAAAAGAAGGCUCCCCCACCAAAUUUAUUCGAAAAAAAGUUUAUAUUUAUACCCAUAAACGCAAGUUCACACUGGACUUUGGCCGUAUCGAAUUUUGAAUCAAAAUGUUUUGAAAUGUAUGAUUCACUUGGUUCGGGUUUCAGAACAGGAUUUUUAACCAAGCUAAAGGAAUUUUUUAAACAUAUGGCAAAAAAAACCAAUAAUGAUGAUGAUUUUGAAAUAUGGAAAAUCAACGAACUAAGGAGAAAAACGCCGCAACAAAGGAAUUCAGAUGAUUGUGGAGUAUUCGCCAUGAUAACUUUAGAACAUUUAUCUCGACAGGCACCUCUUUCAUUUAACCAAGAAAUGAUGACAUAUUUUAGGGAACGAAUGAUUAUUGAAAUUAAAAUGGGUAAAUUAUUAGAAUCAGGGGAUGACUCCGAGGAAUAA